UGCAUUCCUCUGCUGGAGUCGCCUGCUGCUGCAGAUCUGUCAAUGUGAUUUUAUAAGUGGAUCUACAAAAUUAUUCUAAAGAAAAACUUUGCUUUGUGACAGUAAUGGACGCACACGAAGAGAAACGCUUAAAAGAGCUGCUAAAUGAGAAAGAAAGCGAGAUUGUGGCUCUAAAGAAGAGAUUGUCACAUUUUGAAAAGAGUAAAAGUAUUACUCAGGAGCUGUUUGAAAAGGUGAUGCCUCUUACUGCCUUAGAAGCCAAAGCUUCACUUACCAAUGAAGAGAUCAUGCGCUACAGCAGACAGCUUAUUCUCCCUGAGUUUGGUGUUCAAGGCCAGCUAAACUUGUCCAAGACCUCAGUGUUGGUUGUGGGCUGUGGAGGGCUGGGCUGUCCCCUGGCUCAGUACCUUGCAGCUGCAGGCAUAGGACGCCUAGGUCUGCUGGACUAUGAUGAGGUCGAGCUUAGCAAUCUUCACAGACAAGUGCUUCAUGGCGAGAAGAACCAGGGACAAGCGAAAGCUUUGUCAGCAUCGUAUUCUGUUAAAAGGCUGAACCCAACUGUGGAGUGUGUCCCCUACCAUUUGCAACUAUCAUCUGAGAAUGCCUUGCAACUUAUUGAACAGUAUGACAUUGUGGCAGACUGUUCAGACAAUGUCCCUACACGCUAUUUGGUGAACGAUGCAUGUGUUUUAAGCGGAAAGCCGCUUGUGUCUGCAAGUGCUCUGAGGAUGGAGGGUCAGUUAACAGUUUACAACUAUAGUGGAGGCCCAUGCUACAGAUGUCUCUAUCCUGUACCUCCACCCCCAGAGACAGUUACUAACUGUUCAGACGGAGGGGUGUUGGGAGUAGUUCCAGGUAUAAUGGGGUGUUUGCAAGCGCUGGAGGUUCUCAAGAUUGCUUCAGGACAUGGUUCUUCCUGUGGCCAACAGCUUGUAAUGUUUGAUGCCUUGGAGACCAGGUUCAGAUCCAUCAAGCUCCGCCCCAAGCAGGCCAACUGCGCAGUUUGUGGAGAGAACCCCAGUGUUACCCAACUUGCAGACUACGAAACCUUUUGUGGAUCAGCUGCAACAGAUAAGUGUCAAAAGCUCAACCUCCUCUCCAGAGAUCAACGAAUCACAGUAAAGGAAUAUAAAAGCGUAUUGGACAGGACUGACCCCCAUAUUCUGUUGGAUGUGCGUCCUGAUGUGGAGGUGAACAUAUGCCAUUUGCCCUUUUCUCUCAACAUCCCACUCUCAAGUUUAGAGGAAAGGAAGAGUGAUCAGAUCCAGUUACUAAGGGACAGAAUCAGCCAGUUGAAACAGCAGAUGGCAGGUGACUGCCAGCCUGCAGUGUUUGUGAUCUGUAAAAUGGGCAAUUUCUCCCAAAAGGCCGUGAAAGUAUUGGAAGAAAUGAGUGGAUCAGAAGUGGACCAAAUCACAGUGAAAGACAUUUGUGGCGGUCUCAUGGCCUGGGCGAACAUAGUGGACCCAACUUUUCCACAGUAUUAAGAAUGCAAAAGAUUUGAUUUCAAAUAUAUUUUCUCCACUUAAACAAAUUAAUCUAUGUUGUUUU
Molecule: messenger RNA, 1551 nt
Organism: Periophthalmus magnuspinnatus
Lineage: Eukaryota; Metazoa; Chordata; Actinopteri; Gobiiformes; Gobiidae
Gene: mocs3
Product: molybdenum cofactor synthesis 3
Exons: 13
Coding region: 105-1487 (460 amino acids)
Biological process (GO): protein urmylation; tRNA wobble position uridine thiolation
Cellular component (GO): cytoplasm; cytosol
Molecular function (GO): thiosulfate-cyanide sulfurtransferase activity; URM1 activating enzyme activity; adenylyltransferase activity
Source: RefSeq, a predicted model, not a curated record